CUCCGAGCAGGCAAGCCGAGCAACUACAGAUACGGCAUGGGCGGCGGAAGGAGAAGGCGGACAUAUAAUAAGAAGCAAGCCAAAAGAAAACGCAUGCAAAAUUUGUUAAAGCGCGUGAAUGAGGAGAAGGAAAAUUUAGUGGAGACUGAUUUAUCAGCAUUUUCUGAAGAGUGCAGUGUAGACAACGUAUUUGAUGCAGGGACUCCUGAACGCCGCAAAAGUGUGAGUGAAGCAGCUGAAUCUUCUUGUUUGUCAGAAAAAAGGAAAUUAGAUUUCUCCCCUGCAAGAAAGAUUUUCAAGAGAACUCGGACUUGUGCAACGCCAAGAAGUGAACUGAAAUGGCCCAGGAGCGGUACUCGCACACCGAAUCUAUCGUCGUGGUUAUUGGAAGCUGAACAGAUAUUUCGACCGUCAGCUGAUCAAAGUGAUGAUUUGAAGAAUAUUAGCAGCUGUAGCACUAUCAAGAAAAAAGGCACUAGGAAAGAUGAUAUUCAUUUCAGAGACGAGGGUAAAAAUUUUAUUCAUUCUACUCCAAAUAUAAGGCAAAGAACGCCAUCGCUUUCAAAGUUAGACAGAGUUGGAGCCAGUUGUGCAGACUGUUCAAAAGGGUUUUACAAAAAACGAACAAAAAGUUUGAGUUAUGGCUCAGUAAGUGAAAAUAAGAUAUCGUCUUCAAAGUCUUUGACCCAAUUAUGUUUAGACUACUCUACAACGCCAACAGCUAAACCAAAACAAAGCAUCAAAACACAGCUGAAGCUUGUUCAUCUGAUACAUCAAGGAGAUGUCAAAACAUAUGAUGCAGAAAACAUCCAAGUUGUGCAGGCUUCAAGUGCUGAUGCAGGACAGAGUGAAUCAAAUAAUGGGUUAACCUUAAUGCAGUCAGCAAGUGGAGAUGAAGCUCAGAAGACAAUUUGUUCCUAUGACCAUAUGGAACAAAUGAGUACAGUGCACAGUUCAGGCUCCAUUGAGAACAGUGUGUGUUUGUCUCAGGAGACAACAGGAAGCCCAAAAGACACCAGCAUAAAAAGUAUAAGAGAGCAUGGGAAACCAGUUAAGACAUUAGAAUGUGUUGAAGAAGUGGACACACCAGCAGAUAGUGGAAACUGUGAUAUGACAUAUCAGCAGGCCUUGCAGAGCAUACCACCUCAUGUGCAAUGUCAGCCAUUAGACUUGUGUGAGCCAUUGAAUAUUGGUGAAGCCAUCAGGAGGUACAGAACGUCAUUUACAUUGAAUUGGUCCUCGUCUUUAGCAAAGCUCAUUGAACUAUUUUCGUGGCUAGCAAAGAAAGUGUACAGUGUUUUGAAAAGGCUUGCGAGCAGAUCGUCCACAUCAGAAAGCUACUGCUGCAGUUGCUCUAAGCAUGUUUCACAGGUCGCCUUAGAAGAAAGACUCAUUCAGGUGGAGCGAGAACUGGCGACACUGCGACAGCAAUUGGCGUCAUGCCUGACUGCCAUUAGUACAGCUCCACCGCCACCUGCACCUUCACUGCCAUGUUCAACUGGUGCUCCUCCUCCUCCCCCUCCACCACCGCCACCUCCUCCCCCUCCUCCGCCUCCUCCUCCUCCUCCUCCACCACCACCACCAGGAUUACUGGCUCCCCCUGCAAAUAAACUGGGCAUUGUGAGCAAGAAGAAAGAUAACCAGCAGCAAAAGGCAGACACCCGCAUGACAAUAACUGUGGACGAUCUUCGUAAAGUGCAGCUGCGUAAGACACCGUCCGUGCUUCCAAAGAAUGAAUCAUUACGAGGCCCUGUUGUAUCUGUGGAGAUGUUGCGAUCGGUAAAGCUGCGACCCAGCCACAGUCGGCGCAAGAGCACUUGUCGUAAUUAUUCACAGACUGGAGUUGGUGUAUCGCCUUCUUCGUCCAGGGAAGGAUUUCCGUUCCAGAGGGUACUUCGGAAUGUUGAUACAAAUAUUAAGGUUUUGGACUCCUCUGGACACACAAGUGCAGAAGAUUCUUUCAGGGAAGUGAAGAAAGCUAUGCGGAGGCUGAGCACAUCAACGAAAAGUUCAGAGGAGCACUGAAAUGCAGUUUGUUUUCAUAAAGAUGCACAGUGGAAUGAACAUACCUUUUAAAACAUCUCCUACAGUAUAGGGCUAACAAGUUUUAUAUUUUUAAAGAUUAUCUGUGAUACAGUAUUUUAUAGGCAGCAUUUUUAUCUUUUAACAAUAAUUCAUAAAAAUGUAUUGUUGCAUAUGUGUACAAUAAAUUUUUU
Molecule: messenger RNA, 2216 nt
Organism: Schistocerca gregaria
Lineage: Eukaryota; Metazoa; Arthropoda; Insecta; Orthoptera; Acrididae
Exons: 9
Coding region: 37-2025 (662 amino acids)
Biological process (GO): actin filament polymerization
Cellular component (GO): cytoplasm; actin filament
Molecular function (GO): actin binding; microtubule binding
Source: RefSeq, a predicted model, not a curated record